AUGUGGUAUCUAGACAAUGAAGCCAACAACCACAUAUGUGAAGACAAAGACAAGUUCAUAGAGCUUGAUGAAGUAAUUAGAGGAAAUAAUCCAAAGAUGUUUGAAGACUUCAAGCAAGCAAUGAUCAAGGAGUUUGAGAUGAUGAAUAUUGGUUUUAUGUUCUACUACUUAGGGAGUGAGAUCAAACAAGAAGAAGAUGGAAUCUUUGUAAGUCAAGAGAAGUUUGCAAGGGAUGUUCUCAUGAAGUUCAAGAUGGAGGAUUGUAUAAGAGUAAAUACUCCAGUUGAGUGUGGAGUAAAGAUGUCAAAGAAUGAUGAAGGAGAGAAGAUAAGCUCUAUAACAUUCAAGAGCUUAGUUGGGAGUUUGAGAUAUUUGACAUACACUCGUGUGGACAUUCUUUUUGGCGUAGGACUUGUGAGUAGAUUUAUGAAGACACCAGUUAUGACACACUUCAAAGCAUUGAAGCGAAUUCUUUGA
Molecule: messenger RNA, 477 nt
Organism: Populus trichocarpa (black cottonwood)
Lineage: Eukaryota; Viridiplantae; Streptophyta; Magnoliopsida; Malpighiales; Salicaceae
Exons: 2
Coding region: 1-477 (158 amino acids)
Source: RefSeq, a predicted model, not a curated record